This is a messenger RNA of Jatropha curcas, 1546 nucleotides long. RefSeq names its product Ribonuclease P protein subunit P38-like protein. The record is from RefSeq and is a predicted model, not a curated record. Lineage: Eukaryota; Viridiplantae; Streptophyta; Magnoliopsida; Malpighiales; Euphorbiaceae.
UUGAGCUCGUCAUAUCUCAUUCGUCUUUGUCACACUCUCACUCACCCAACAUUUCAGUUGAGAGAAAAUAUGGCAGGAGAAGAUCAAGAAGAAGAAAAAUCAAAUCAAGAGGAAGAAGAAGAGGAAGACAAUACAAACCCAGAAGUAGAACACCACCAAACAAUCUCUUCUUAUAUUGGCCUAAGCUUUUGUCUGUUUUUGGCCUCUUUGCCUACCAAUUCCAUUUCUUUAGUACAAAAGCUUCAUUCUCAAAUCAGAGACCUUUCUUUACGCCUAUUUCAAGCUGAGGAGCAGCUAAAGCAAAUGAAAUCAAGAAGAAAAGAAGACUCCAAAGCCAAUGCAAGAGUUGUUGAGAUCUUUGCCAGCCACAGGAACGCAUGGCAGGCAGAGGAGAAGCGGCUACUUCACCAGAUCGACGCCGCCAGUGAAGAAAUGGCUUCGUUAAGAGCAAGAAUUCAAGAUUUAGAAGGAGAGAGAGAAGAGUGGAAUGGAAGAAUUCAAGAUUUGGAGAAAGAAGUUGGAGAGAGAGAAGAAAUGAUUGGGUUUAUGUCUAGAAGUGCUGCUGCUGAUUUUGCAGUUGAAGAAGAAGAGGAAGUAUCUGGGAUAUGUGGGAAGAGGGAGUAUUAUGGUGGAGAGGAGGAGAAUGUCAAUUUUGUUUACAGCCCACAGCAGCAGCAGCAACCUAUUAAUGGGGGUUUCAGUUCAGAUUUCAUGGCUUCUGCUUCUAAGUUCUGGUCUGAAAGAACUAAUCUUUGGCAGGAUAUGCAGUAUGAAUCUCUUGAGUCGCUCUAUCACAUGAAGCAUUUUGUGGCAAGAAGGGAGUCUCCAUGGAAGGUAGAUGGUGAAUCAACAGGAAUUUCCUCUAAAUUAAAAUUGCUUGAACAGGAACUCCUGAACUUGGAAGAAGUUGGCAAAACUGAUCUGUCGAAAGUUCCAUCGCUGAUGAGGAAGCAAGCAAAGAGAUGCCAAGCUCUUGCAGGGAAGAUUGAUGAUCUGUGCAGAAGAAUGCAAGCUAGUGAUCCCUGUGAACCCACACUCACUCCAGAGUUCCGUACACAAAGGCAAACAGAGUUUUUGCUUGAAGCAUUUCGACUUCAACAGCGGGCAUCUGAAACUGGACAAAAGCUGAUGGCAUUACAAACUGAGAUUGGGAAGAGUUACUAUGCUGAUGAUAGGGGGAGCCAAGCCAACCUAACCAUGAGACGUUCUUUCGACUCCAUUAGAAACAACUUAAAAGAAGUUCAAAGAAACUUGGAAAUAUGGUUGGCCAGAAUUAUCGGAGAUCUGGAAGGGAUUCUUGCCAGGGAUGGUGCUUCGCGUUCCAGAGACUAUUAUGUUUCUAGAUAUCCUUUUGUUCAAUAGAAACUUUUGACUCAGUAGCUUGAAAUCCUGAUCUAACCGCAAGUAUAUUAAAGCUCUUAUGGUAAAUAGCUGAUUUUGUCAUGUAAGCCUGUCGCAGCAGCUGGGCAUGGGCAUUGAAAUGUAACAAAUUCCACUAUAUGUCUAUGUUAGAAUUAAAAUUAUCUUCCAAUUGAAGUAUUAAUUA